Messenger RNA from Anarrhichthys ocellatus (wolf-eel), 4819 nucleotides. RefSeq names its product Na(+)/H(+) exchange regulatory cofactor NHE-RF2. Gene Ontology annotation, molecular function: signaling receptor binding; protein-membrane adaptor activity. The transcript has 6 exons. The record is from RefSeq and is a predicted model, not a curated record. NCBI's taxonomy places the organism in Eukaryota, Metazoa, Chordata, Actinopteri, Perciformes, Anarhichadidae. Gene Ontology annotation, biological process: protein localization to plasma membrane. The coding region runs from base 500 to 1672 and encodes 390 amino acids. Gene Ontology annotation, cellular component: apical plasma membrane.
GGUGGUGCUAUAGCGCACAAGGCGCUAACCCUGCGCAAUCUACACUAUAACUGCAUGCAUAUUCUCCGACCGAUUGUUAUGGAUAAAUGUGGAGGAAGAGGUGAGCGCGCGGUGAUCUUUUCGACUGAAGUAGAUCAGUGAUGCUCCGCUGGAGGUUCUGAAGUCUGUGCGCGCUGCGAAGGAUCAGUUUUGGAGUCACCGGCAGUGCGCUUCAGCUGGACACACGAUCUGGAGGACUGGUCGCAUCGUUUUCUUAAAGUUUGCUGCUUUUUGCAUGUAUUUUUAACAGUGGAAUCUCUUCUUUUUAAGUGCACUUGGAGUUGUUUGCAUUGUGCUUUCGUCUUUCUUUAAUAUGGGGGAAAGCGUGCGCAUCGGACACAUAUGUUUUCGCUCCGUGGAAGUUUAGCCGCGCGCCCGCUCUCCUAAAAGCUCAAUCUUUGCAUUUUAAUCAUUACACUUCAACUGAACUCUGCAGGAGGCUUAAACACACCAGUGAGAGAUGGCCACCGAGCGGAAACCACGGCUUUGUGUCAUGACAAAAGCGCAGAACGGGUAUGGAUUUCACUUGCAUGGCGAGAAAGGGAAGAGCGGACAAUUCAUCCGUAAGGUGGAGACCGGCUCCCCUGCAGAAGCGGUGGGGCUGCGCGCCGGGGACCGUGUGGUUGCAGUGAAUGGGGUCAACGUGGAGAAAGAGACACACCACCAGGUGGUACAGCGGAUCAAAGCCGUGGACAACGAGACCAGGUUGCUGGUGGUGGAUAAUGAGACACACGAAAGUCUGCGCAGCCUCCGCCUCACAGCCACAGAGGAGAUGGCCGUCCUCGUGGCCGAGCAUCCUUCCUCCUCCUCCUCCCCCCCAGCCUCCCCCUCACCAACCCCGUCGUCGGUCCCGUCCUCCCCCAGCAAGAAGCGGGAGAACGGCUCGGUGUCCAAGCAGCCGGUCACACUGAGCAGCCAGGUGCAGAAGCCCACCAGGAGGUCACCGUCGAAGGCUGCGAAGAAGGAGGCUCUUGCCCAGGCUGAAGCCCAGGCGCAGCAGGCCCAAUCCCAGUCACGGCCCCCAGUCGACCCGUCCGAGGUCGCUCCACGUCUGUGCCACCUGAUGCGCUCUGACACGGGCUACGGCUUCAACCUCCACAGUGACCGAUCCAGGCCCGGACAGUACAUCCGCUCCCUGGACCGAGGAUCCCCUGCAGACCACGCCGGGCUCCGGCCACAAGACAGGCUGAUAGAGGUAAAUGGUGUGAACAUCGAGGGUAUGCGGCAUGCAGAGGUGGUGGCCUUCAUAAAGAAAGGGGGAGAUGAGACCUGGCUGUUGGUGGUGGACUCAGAAACCGACGAACACUUCAAGAGGAGAGGGAUUGUCCCCGCGGUCAGCCAUCUCAGAGACUAUGAUGGUCCGUCCAUAUCCAACGGCUCCCCUAACCCUCAGAUCAACGGCAGCUCCACCACGCAGUCCUUCAGGUCCACUCACUCCGACCUCAGCAGCCAGGGCAACAGCACGCAGCUGGCGGAUGAUGAUGGCGGCCUGCUGAUGGACCCGUUCGCUGAGAUGGGCCUGAGUUUGAGCGCUACGGCAGCGGAAGAAAAGUUAAAGGUCCAUUCCAAAGAAAAGAAGAAAGCGCCGCAGAUGGACUGGAUGAAGAAAUAUGAGCUGUUCAGCAACUUCUGAGACUUCCCGUUCCCAAGGACACUACAAACACCAGAGAUCACUAGAGAGCUCUCUGCAGGCCUCUGCGAGGAUGAGGAAGAACCAAUACCCCCCAUACAACAGAAGCUAUUUUGUUCCUGGAAUUAAAUGUGACAAAAGGAAUAAGUUGUACUAUGGAUUUAACAUUUGACAGCUUCUUUUCCCUUUUCAAAGUACAACAUGAAGAAAGUGCUUUCUGACUGCAAAAACUGUGAAUAAUUUGCUGAAAUCACACUGUUCAGAAGAAAGAGCAUCUUUAAUAGCAUCAUGUACUUGUGUCGGAUCGGAGCCUUACAAAUUUACCUAAAUCCUUUUUUCCUCUACUUUAACCCUCUUAUUCUCCCUACUUAAGAGACUUGUUUAAAACAAAUGAGGGAGACAGUUAUUUUUAUAUUUUAAAAGUAUAAACAACUAUAAAAAAAAAAAAAACAGUAUCCCAUCAUCAUGGACUGCAUUGUAAGAGUUUUACGGACACUGUGACAAUAAUGAUUGUGGACAUUGUGGGAGUUUUGACCCAUCAGUGAGAGGAAUCCCAAAGUUGGCAGAAGAUCACUGUGAAAGAGUUGAGACCCUCCACCUCCAGCCCACGCAGAUGUUGGAUAAUAAUCACCCACGAAGAAAAGGAUGGCUGUGUGCACUGGUUGUGUUCUGAUGUCUCCUACAUGUGUUUGUAUUUCUACAUAGAGUUCAUUAACUGAUCAUCAGAUCAGCCCUGCUUUAUUCAAAGAAUAAUUCAUGUUGCUUGUUAUUUAGCACUCCGUCUUAGUAAUGUAUCACCACUAACCUCUUUUCUGAAAGUGCUCCAGUGUACAUGUGCAUAAGGGAUGCACCACUAACAAUACAUGUAUUGAUAAAGUGAACAAUGGAAACUGGAACGUAGAAGAAAGGAACGUUUUCUCAGGACGCGAUGAAAGAAUUUAUCGUUGGAGGAGGCUUGAUGUGAACAGCAGAGGGCAAACUUGCACCACAAAUAGAGGAUCCGUUUGACACUUAAACUAAACAGAGUGGAAGUUUAUCCUGGCUGUUUUUUCGGGUUGUGUCUGACAACUUCUUAGUUAGGAGCAGUAACCAAGAAACAGUCCGCCACAAAAUUGCAAAGUAAAAAAAACUUUUUGUACGGAUUAAUCAAACGAGAUACAGCAUGUUAGUUAGUGAGCUUUAGAGGUGCCAGGCUAGUUUCCCCUUGUGUCUAGUCUUUAUGCUAAGCUAAGCUAACCAGCUGCUACUUAUUUACCUUACAUUAACUGGCUACUUGCAGUAGCUUCAUACGUACCACACAGUCAAUCUUCUCAUCUAACUUACCAACAAAAUAAGAGUAUUUCCCAAAAAUGUCGUACCAUUCCUUCAACUGAAUACGGGCCAGGAAAGAAAGCAGCAAGCAGUAUGUUGGAGUGAAAAGAUGUGAUCAACAUGAGUGAGAGCAGGUUGUUGGGCGGAGGGAGUGUAGGAGAGGCUACACAGUGAGGUCAGAGAUGCUCUGGAGGAUCUACUGAAAGACUGUGGGAGCCAGGGAGCUUACUGAGGAUUACUACACACACAGGGACAGCUGUCGUACACAUAUUUGGAGCACAAUGUGUGUGUGUGUGUGUGUGUGAAGAAGGUAUAAAUGCCGUAAUCCAGUGUUGAUAGAAUACAUUACAACAAGAGGGCCUGCAAGUUGGAGAGUCAUACAUGUGGACGUCUUGUCUUUGUUUUGUGCCCAGCCGGUGUCUUGAUUCAUCUCUGUACAUCACUCUGUUUGUUCUGACAGUCACAACAAAAAAUACUCUGUUACCAUGGCUGAUGUAUAUACAGUUUAAGUAUACAGUAUAUAUGGCAGAUUGCAUUUUUUCAAUAAAGUGUGACAAUGGCCUUUUUGUAUAGCCCAAGCUCGUACUUUGUUUUGAACCUCUUUGUGCGUCUGUAACUAUCUCAUCCGCUCACAUUCCUCAGUUUUAUUGGCCUCUUUUAUUGGUUGGGCUACUACAAUAUCUCCCAUUUGCUCCCGUUUCCUCUCUUUCUCUCCCUCUCAACCAUCGCUCCCUCCGUCUCUCUUGCUGAGGAUUAUGCCAGCGUACAAUUUCAGUUUCAGCCUGUUCUCAGACAAUUCACCACCAGCCAGCUGCUGAGAGCUUUCAGGCCACACAAAAGUUAAACGGAAGUCAAGUGUAUUGAACGUGUAUUGAACGUGUGUGUGUGCGUGUGUGUGUGUGUGUCUGUAUUGUCUUCUUUAUCCGGUCUGUGUGUAUUUAGUCUUAGAAAGAAAUUGGUGGAAGACAAAUACUCUAUUAAAAGUAAAAGUCCUUCAUUUAAAAUGCAAAACAGUUUGAACAUUUUGUCAGCAACAUGUACUUAAAAUUGGGCAAAAUAUGUGAAUGUGAUGGAGCUAGUUCUACUGUAUGUCAAGUAAAAGUGUGAGUGUAAAAAUGUCCACUUUUGGGUCAGUUAACUUGUACAAAGAAACAAUACUACAUUUCAUGAUGUUGAUCAAAAUCAGCAAAGUGAUCCCUGAUGUUAAAAUCAAAAUCCAUUUAUACAGACGACAGCCUAGUAAAUACAACUGAUUAUGAAUACAAUAAAUAAAGUCUAUGGAUAAGCGCAACAGGUGCUACGAUAAUUAUUAGAGUACAUCAAUCAAAUAGCCUGCCACUUCUUAUAAAUACGAUAAAAUGUGGAACAUGCAAACCAAAAAACACUCCUCACACAAUGAUCUGAAAGAUCCACAUUCCCACAGAAAACAAAUAAAGAUUUAUCUGGAUUUGCCUCUUUCAUUGCCAUCUAUAGUGUGUAUAUGUGUGUGUAUUUAGUGUGAAUGAGAAAUUGAGGACAAGACUGAGUGAGAAUGCAUAAUGUCAACUGACAUGACCCAACAAUGGGCCAGCACAAUAUGUCAGUAAGGAAGAAACAUAUGUUCUGUCCACUAGCUGGCGCACCUCCAGCAUUUAAUAUAAGGAAGUCAAACACUGGUAGCGUGAGGCCGUGGGUACGUCCAGUGCCAUACCUGAUCUUUGUUGAAAUGCAACGCCACACGUGGGCACAUUAUCAAGCUCCCUGGAGGUUAUGGCAAGGCCAAGUAGUGAUGCUAGCACAUGAAAGGACAGGCCCAGUUCAAAGCCGUCUGCAAUUUCAGAGCAGUAAAAGCAGGAGAAC